CAAAUAAGUUCUAUUUGACAGAUUUAGAAAUAAGAGGCCCGUAAGUAUGAGGCCAUUAGUUAUUUGUCUUUUAUCUUGCCUUCUUUUUGGCCACAUAAUUCGCGCUCAAGAUGAAAAUGGCGGCGACAGCGAGGACGCCACAAGUGACAGUGGCGUUGAAGAAUCUGAGAAUGGAGAAGGCGCCACGGAAAACGAAGAAAAUGCCACAGAAAAUGCCACUCAAUAUGAAGACGAUGACGACUGGUACUAUUAUGAUUACGAUGUUGAAAACAGAGCAGGAAGAUACAAAAAUAGAAAUAAAACUAAAAACAAUAAAAACAGCGAAUCUAAUAAUGACACCGAAAGUGGCGAUGGUGCCACCGAAAGUGGCGCCACCGAAAGCAGUGGAGAUGUCACCGAAGGUGAAAGCGAGGCCUCCGAAAAUAGUGGAGAUGUCACCGAAAGUAGUGGAGGUGACGCCGAAAUGAGUGUAGAUGUCACCGAAAGUAGUGGAGAUGUAACCGAAAGUAGUGGAGAUGUCACCGAAAGCAGUGGAGAUGUCACCGAAGGUGAUGGGGAUGUCACCGAAAGUGAUGGAGACGCCACAGAGGGUGACUAUGGUGACGCCGAAAGUUCGACUCAGGGCACUGAAAAUGGAGACGAUAAUGGCGAAUCUGCGAGUGAAGACGAUAACGCAGAAAGUGACAGCGAAGACGAUGCUGGAAGGGAUGCGGGAGAUAGUGCCGAAGAUAGCAGCGAAGAAGCGGCCGGCGACGGUCAAAACGACGAAUCUGAUGCUUCAGACAGCGCUGGGAGUGAUAAUUCGGGCGGAGAUGCCCAAAGUGCCAACGAUGCCCAAAAUCAAUACGACGGGGCAGAAAACUAUGGCGCAUCGGACAGAGGCGGAGAUGAUUAUAGAUAUGAAGAUGGUAAUGGAUAUACAGAUGGCAGCGGUGAAGGGGAAAGAGGAGGUGAAAGUAAUUUGGACGAUACCGCAAGAAGUGGCGAUGCUUCUUAUGAUAGCAUGCAGUUUGAAGGCGGAGAGUAUUUCGACGACCUUUCAUAUGAUGCUGACGGGCAAUGGUAUGGCAGCGGUGGAGAGCAAAGAGGAAGUGAAAGUAAUUUGGACGAUACCGCAAGAAGUGGCGAUGCUCCUCACGGUAGCAAGCACUUCAGAGGCAAAGAAUAUUUCGACGAUCCUCUAGCUAAUGUCGACGGGCAAUGGUAUUACGCUAGAGACGGUGAUUAUUACCAGAGCGAUUAUUAUGAUGAAUUAGAUGUGAAUGAGCUAUAUGAAUACUUUGGAGCCGGCGAACACGGCUAUGCACGUAUAGAUUCUCCGCGUGCGCCUAAAAGCUUUCACGGGCCCGGGAGCGAGAAACAAGAAAGGCGUGAAAAGCACGACAAAGAUGACAAAAAAGCUGACUUGCCAGUUGGCCCCCGUGCUGUCCCCCCACGAAGUCGAAACCAGCGCCCCAAGUCUGUAAGACCCAAGCCAGAUGGUGACUCUUACGACUUUGCCUAUGACUAUAUUGUAGCGGCUGCAAAGGCAGGAUUAAUUGGGAGCCAAUUAGAGGCAACAGUUAAAAAAAAUUUGAAAGCCGAUAACUACUACCCUGUAUUUGUGAAAAAUAGUGGCCAAGAAGGAAAAAGAUAUGAUGGCAGUAGAUAUUAUGGUGGCGAUGGAAAAUAUGGCGAUGGCGGAUAUGCCGGGGAGAGAUCGGGUGGUGGCGGGGCGUACAAUGAUUACGGAGCACGGAAUUACUAUGGUGACAACGGGGGUUACAACAAUAAUGGCGGAGGCGAGAAAGGUGCUGGCAAUAACUAUGGCGGCUAUGCCAAUAAUUAUGGCCGUAAUGCCAAUAAUUAUGGCGGCAAUGCAAAUAACUAUGGCGGUGAUGCCAAUAACUAUGGCGGUGAUGCCAAUAACUAUGGCGGUGAUGCCAAUAACUAUGGCGGUGAUGCCAAUAACUAUGGCGGUGAUGCCAAUACCUAUGGCGGCGAUGCAAAUGGUGAGGGUCAAAAUGCAGCAAAUGACGGCAAUGGCGGCGGUCGAAGUGGAGAGUACGGUGCCUACGACUGGGCAGACGCAGAAAGUGACGCUGCAGACGCAGAAAGUGACGCAUCAGACGGAGAAGGUGACGCAGCAGACGCAGAAAGUGACGCAUCAGACGCAGAAGGUGACGCUGCAGAAGCAGAAGGUGACGCUACAGAAGCAGAAGAUGACGCAGCCGAAGCAGGAGAUGACGCUGAAGACGCACAAAGUGACGCGGCAGACGCAGAAGGUGACGCAGCCGACGCAGAAGGUGACGCUGAAGAUGCAGAAAAUGACGUAGCAGAUGAUGCAAGUAACGAUGGUAAUGCCGAAAGCAGUGACGUGGCUGAUGACGACAGCAGUGACGCAGAAUACGAGGGCAGAGAAGGACAGUCAGAUUCUGGUGACGACGCCACGCAAUCAGACGACAUUCUCGCAGCUUUAGAAGGUAUACAAAGUACGCUGGAACAACACAGCACAAAAUUAGAAGCCCUGAGCAGCAGAAUCGAAGCUCUCAAUGACGAAUUCACCAGUCAGUAUUUCAGUUUGAAGGUUGUACUGGACAUCGUGGAAGAAGAAAUUGGACAUUUUGCGUAUCCAACUGGCUGCAAUUCCGUGCAAUCGAAUAAUUUGCAAGACUUCGAUGGGCGUGGAGGAAUUGCCACAGUCUAUGACGAACUUUUGAUGGGGACCUAUCAAGUGUUUUGUGACAUCACAAGUGAUGGAGGCGGAUGGACGGUAUUCCAAAGACGUCUAGAUGGCUCGGUCAAUUUCACAAAAUCUUGGGAUGAAUAUGUUUCCGGAUUCGGGGACUUGACGGGAGAGUUUUGGCUUGGAUUAGAAAAGCUUUACUUACUGACCGAAAACGGAGAAUAUGAGUUGAUGAUCGAGAUGUCAGAUUGGAAUGAUACCGUUUCAUAUGCUUAUUAUGGAAUCUUCAAUGUUGGAUCAGAAGACGAACAAUACGAGCUUCGAGUUGACGGCUACGAUGGCGACGCUGGAGAUUCAUUGUCAACGCAUAAUGGAAUGAAAUUCACUACUUAUGACGUAGACAAUGAUGCAAACGAAGACGAUAAUUGCGCUUCCUUAGUGUUUGGUGGAUUCUGGUUCAGCGAUUGCCAGCAAGCAAAUCCCAAUGGUGUUUAUAUUUGGGGGGGAAUACCCGAGCAAGCUGGUCAAGGAGUGACGUGGGAUUCUUCUGCAGAGGAUUCAACAUCUCUGAAGAAGAUAGAAAUGAAAUUUAGACAAAAAAAUUAAUUUUAUUCGUUCAUGCGGUGGCGUAUUUACAUUGACAUUGACAUUGAGUAUCCAAAAAGAUAGACGACGUCAUAAAUGAUGAUCACGAACACUGAUCCCCUUACUAAAACUUUUUUUGAAUUUUUUGCUGAUUUUUUAUUGCAUUUUCAAAAUUCAACCGCAUCCUGGCUAUUUUACUUCAAUAUUAUUAAGCUACGAUUCACUAACAUUUAGAAUUUAUUGUCAAAAAAUACAUGACGUCAUAUAUCAUGACGUCACGAAUCUUGAAUAACCCCUUAAAAACGAUAAUUGAAUACGUUACCGCUGUAUGGACUUGAUUUUUAACGAUGACGGACUGAUGGAAACGCAUCGACGACGAAUACUCGACGCAAUUUUCAGAUGCAUUUUGUUACGUCACAAUUUUUUGACGACCCCAUUAUGUGCCAAGCAUUUUGAAAAUUGUUCUUUUUAUUUAUUAAACUGCAUGCAUGACACUAUA
Messenger RNA from Styela clava, 3749 nucleotides. RefSeq lists its product as uncharacterized. NCBI's taxonomy places the organism in Eukaryota, Metazoa, Chordata, Ascidiacea, Stolidobranchia, Styelidae. The record is from RefSeq and is a predicted model, not a curated record.